Molecule: messenger RNA, 1010 nt
Organism: Chara braunii
Lineage: Eukaryota; Viridiplantae; Streptophyta; Charophyceae; Charales; Characeae
Source: the annotation of a GenBank genome assembly
GGGUUUUUCCCUUGGAGAUAUUUCAGAACAUCUCCACUAAAAUUGCAUGCUCGCUCGACGGAUAUGGAUCUUCCUCCAAGAGAAGACACGAGAAUGGAUGGGGAAGGAGUCCAGCCCAUCCUAAUGGAUCCGCCUACACCUUUGGGGGGUGACGUUGGUAUGGUGGGAGCAGAAAUCGAAGCGACAACACCGAGACCGCAAGAGGGAGUCGAAGAUGAGGUAGAAGCUCAGAACCGAUCUCUGCCGCCAUCACAGACCAAUUAUUGGGCUGAAGAAGAGCGCGUCAGAGAAAUGCUUUACAAAUGCUUCGAUGCAGGCUUACUACCUUCUCGUUGGGACAUUGGGGAUAUGAAGGUGGAGGGAACCAAGGCUCAUUUUACCUUGAAUCCGACGUUCAACGAAAUCAAGGUAAAAUGGUUGAAAGAGAGGACGGUAACGGUGAUCUUUCAGGAAGGUUCUAAGAACCUCCCUAAGAAGAUGAAAGAAGACGUGAUAAGAGCAUAUGAGAAUGUUUGGAUGGGCGAGGCGAGAUUUGACCCGUCAAUAACUAGAGGACGGGUAUGCAUAGAGUCGAGCAAUGUCUUAUCUUACGUGGCGAAGGACAGAAAAGUGGUGGAAUGGAUGCUGGAUGAACAAGAAGCUCGAGUCUCACUGAGAGGAAUAUGGCAUCGCAUUUGCUUCAAGCCAUGUAUGACUAAGAAGGAGAUACAAGAGGCGAAAAAGAAAGCGGAGAGGAACUAUUUUUGGCUGCGGAUUUUGGAUGUGCCUAUCGAUGCAUAUUGUUACUUAGAGUCGACGGUAGAACUCUCGAUCGGACCGAUUCAUAAGGUUUACCCUUCGGAACGGGAUGCACGCACUCUGCGGUUAAUUAACAUCUGAAUGGAUGUCGACGUUGAGUGCCUACCAAGAUUGAAGGAGACUCUAUCAUUCACCACUUUUCAAGGGCAACUGAUAGAGCUGAAAGUGGCCAAUGCACUUACUCCAUGGUGUAGUAAAUGCAGGCGUUAUUU